Molecule: messenger RNA, 2076 nt
Organism: Dinoponera quadriceps
Lineage: Eukaryota; Metazoa; Arthropoda; Insecta; Hymenoptera; Formicidae
Exons: 2
Coding region: 1-2076 (691 amino acids)
Source: RefSeq, a predicted model, not a curated record
AUGACCCAUUAUGGAGAUUUUUUAAGUAUGUCGGGACCAAUGCUCCAACGUUAUUUGUUAUAUUAUUUAACCGCGACCGCGAUCCUGGUUUACGGAUCGUCGCAAAGAACUGUUAGACGAGCACUCUGUCUAUCCUGCGGCCAGGACUGCCCAGAAGCGUUGGCGUCACCAUGGUAUCCUCGUCGAGAAUUAAAUCAGCAAACUGGAAUCCUGCAAGAUUUUUCCGUCUCUCCGUACCGAAAUUCGCCUUAUUUCCGUCUGGCUCAAAGAGAUAUCUCGCGGAAUAUAGCAGGUGAUCACAUUUUUUUGAGCCAAAAUCCAAUAUCCUCUAGAAGAUACAGAAGCUUUUCUCAACAAAGACCCACAGGCGGAUAUCUUCGCAUCGAUAAAGGAUACCCGUCUACGCAAUUCGCCGAUAAAUCCGAACAGCAACAUCAAUUUCUCGGAAACUUCUCCGACAAGUUCACGAAAUUCUCAGGCAAGCAGACGACCCUGUCUCUGGCCAAACCUGUCAACAGCUAUCCUUUCGCUCGUGUCUCUCCGUCAGGACGAUCAUUUGGCGAGUCGGAACGGGAAAACUCGUACUUCAGAAAUCUUCGCGAUAAACACUUAAUGUCUUCGUCAGAGAAUCUUGAAGUUCCUAGAGAAGAUAAGGAGGAUCCCGCGAAGAAAUUCGGCGUCGUUUAUCGCACCGAUGAGAAACCUUCAUGGAAGACCUUCAUGGAAGACUCAAGACACGCAUCCUCGAACAAAAUCGUAUCCGAUAAAUUCUUCCCGACAUUCCAGACAAGUAUUCUUGAUAAGGACGAAGAAGAAGGGAAGAAUUCAAUCGCAAGGUCCCCAAUUUCCAGCGGUCAACAACACAAUAAUCUUGUGUCUCCUCGAGAUAGAUACUAUUCUGUAGGGUUUGGUAUGCCUAAAAUUCAGCGUGAAUCCUAUUUUCUCCUUGAGGACUCAGAUGUUCAAAAACCGGCGAAGGACGACGAAGUUUACGACAAUUUUAUGAGGGAUUCUUUAGAAACUUCAAGUCUAGGAGAGAUGAAACCGAGCCGAAACGAUUUCUCUGAGGAGUACUCCGCGGAAGAAGAAGAGAUGGUUACUCUCGAAAACGGCAAUGAGCAAAUUGAUUAUCCCUACAACUCACAUCAGGAUUUAUAUAUUUGGAGGCCUACAAAGGAAGAAACGGUCUCCCCCGAUAAUUGGAACUUUGCGACAGGUAAUAACUUGCAAGAUUCCAUCGAAAUUAAGCAAUUGAAGGAAAGUGAAAGUAACUGGCCACGAGUGUAUCCUGCGGCGGAAAAAGAUGUCGGACACUUCAACGAUGAGGCAGAGGGUUGGGGAUAUUUUGAAGACGAGUUCGAUAAGGAUACCGCCAAAACUGGAACAUCUACCUAUAAUUCUUACACUAUUCUCCCGAAUACGAAUAUUUGGAGGACACACAAAAAGGCAAAACAGGAUGAAGCGCUCUCCGAUAAGCUGGAUUUUACGUUUAGCGGAGAUUUGAAAGGAAUCAAAAACACAAGACAAUCUGAAGCACACUUUGUGGAGGAAAAUAGUAAUAAGCAUUUUCGGGAUGAGAACAAAUAUACGGUCCAGGACGAGAGACGUGUCGGUACCGAUAGAAUUAUCCGUACGCCUGUAAUCAACUCCUUAUUUACUCCUUAUAUCUUUCCGCAAUCACCCUUAAAUAUUGUAAAUGUUCCGAAGAAUCCUACUCCCAUUGAGUCCUCCAUCACGAAGGAUUUUUCGUCAGGGAUGAAAAAUAACGUACAGCGUGCGAAUCCUACGGAAAAUAUACAUAGCAGAUUUUUAAAGGAUGGAAGAGUUGUCGUGGACGACGAACGUAACCAGGAUCAGAUUUUCGUUAAAGAUACUUACGAUGUGAAGGGAUAUAGCAAUCCUGUUCUCGACAGCAGAUCAGGACAAACAAAGGACAACACGCAAGACGAGGUUUUGACGAAACUUGAUUCUGAUCUAACAGAUGAAGUUGAAAUUCCUCCAGCGGAAUCAACUGAGCCGACGCCAAAAGAAUCCUUCGAAAGGCGUUCCACGCCAACGACAAAAAAGAAUUCUUAG